Molecule: messenger RNA, 843 nt
Organism: Cavenderia fasciculata
Lineage: Eukaryota; Evosea; Eumycetozoa; Acytosteliales; Cavenderiaceae
Exons: 1
Coding region: 1-843 (280 amino acids)
Biological process (GO): mitochondrial proton-transporting ATP synthase complex assembly
Cellular component (GO): mitochondrial inner membrane
Source: RefSeq, a predicted model, not a curated record
AUGAAUCAAAUAUUUAAAAGAACUACAACUACAACUAUACAAUGUUUAUCAUCAUGUAAUACACAUCAAUCAUCCAAUAUAAACAUUUCAAAAACAACAUUACUUUUCAACAAACCAACUACUUUUACUUCCUCUACUACAAGAAAUAUAUCAUUUUUAAAAUUUUUAAAUCCAUUCAACUAUUAUAACAAAGAUGAUAAUGUAAAUACAUCACAAAAGAAAAGAAUUCAAUAUGAAUUAAAAGAAGGUAUAUCGUGGGACUAUAAAGAGAUUCUAAAUAAUCCCAAUAUGAAGUUGUUCUAUGGUACACCACGGGCCAUCCCACUUGUGCAAUCACAUGAUUGCCCGAAAUUUCAAGCAGUCGAUCUCUAUGGCAAGACAGUCGAUUAUCCCGAGGCAUUGCCAUCGGACGGUAAACCAAUGUUGAUGUGUGUCACUUUGAAACCAUAUUUUGGACAACACUUUGUCGACAGUUGGACGGAACCUUGGAAGAAUCGUUAUCCUCAUCUUCCAGUACACCAUGUCGUACUCUACUAUCAAAAUGCCUACAAAUUCCUUGGUUCCUUUAUAAAGGGGUCGAGAAGAACCAAACAACAACAAUCGGGUGUACUCGAGUAUUGGAGUCACCAACCUAUCAACUUUUUAAAAGAUGUAAACAAUAUUCACGAUACUUUGACCAUUUCAAAUCCUCUUGGCGCAUACACCUAUCUCAUUGUUGAUGGUAAAAUUAGAUGGAAAGCUUCUGGAAAAUCAACUCCUGAAGAAUUGGAUCAUUUAUUUAAAAUUACUCAAAAUUUAAUUGAUACAAAACAAAAAGAAAAAGAAAAGGAAAAAGAGAAAUAA